Nothoprocta perdicaria is the source of this 906-nucleotide messenger RNA. RefSeq names its product D-threo-3-hydroxyaspartate dehydratase-like. The record is from RefSeq and is a predicted model, not a curated record. Gene Ontology annotation, biological process: D-serine catabolic process. Gene Ontology annotation, molecular function: D-serine ammonia-lyase activity. The transcript is spliced from 7 exons. Lineage: Eukaryota; Metazoa; Chordata; Aves; Tinamiformes; Tinamidae. Bases 1 to 906 code for a protein of 301 amino acids.
AUGCCCCCAUCCCUGCGCCCGCCGCAGGGCAGCGCGUGGCUGGGCCGGCGCCUGGAGGAGCUGCCCACGCCGGCGCUCGCGGUGGCCGAGGGCACGGCGCGCCGCAACGCCGAGCGCAUGCUGCAGCGCUGCCGCGCGCUCGGCGUCCGCCUGCGCCCCCACGUCAAGACGCACAAGACGCUUGUAAGGAUGUUCGAUAGACUAGUCGGCGUGCGCCCCACGGAGCCGGGCGCGCUGGAGCUGGCGCGGGCCGUCGCGCAGUCGGCGCCGCGCCGCGUGGCGCUCGUGGGCGUCUACGCGCACUGCGGCGACACAUACCAGUGCGCCGGCGUGCCCGAGGUGCAGGCCGUGGCGCGCGCCACCGCCGCCGCCCUCGGCCGCUUCGUGGACAUGCUGCGCCAGGCCGGGGUGCCCUGUCCCGAGGCCAGCAUGGGCUCCACGCCGUCCUGCAGCCACCCGGUGCCGGAGAUGGGCGCCCUCACCGAGCUGCACCCGGGCAACUACCUCUUCUACGACCUGCAGCAGCUGCAGCUGGGCAGCUGCGCGCCGCAGGACGUGGCGCUGCGGGUGCUCACGCGCGUCCUGGGCCACUACCCGCGCCGCAACCAGCUCCUCGUGGACUGCGGCUGGGCGGCGCUGAGCCUGCACGGGCAGCAGCAAGGCCAGGGCCCCGCGGGCUGCGCCGCCGUCGAGGGGCACCCCGAGCUCAGGCUGGUGGGGCUCACGCAGGAGCACGGGCUGCUGGAGCCCGUGAGCGGCGCCUUGGAUUUCGACCGCUUCCCGGUGGGCUCCAUGCUGGCGCUCAUCCCCUUCCACGCCUGCGCCACGGCCGCCAUGCACCCCGUGUACUACGUGCACGACGAGGGCAGGGUGGUGGCCCUGUGGCACCCGGUGCGCGGCUGGUAG